UUUUCUAUUUAUUUCCUUAUCCUUCUCCCAGGCUUUCUUUUACAGUAUGAGUGGAGGAUGUUCAUGCCCAACAGUUGUAUGUCCUCCUCCUCCCCCUCCUAUUUCUUCUCAAAAUUGUGGUGGAGGAGGUUGUGGAGGAGGAAGUUGUGGAGGUAGUGGUGGAGGAGGUGGGGGUUGUGGAGGCUAUGGAGGAGCUGGAGGUUGUAGUGGAGGGUGUGGAGGAGCAGCAGGAGCUGGAGGCUGUGGUGGUGGAGGAAGUUCUGGUGGAUGCGUGGUAAUAAACUGUGAUAAUGGUUGUGGAGGUUCUUCAGGCUGUGGAGCAAGUUCAGGUUCUUCAGGUUGCUCAGGAAGCUCUUCAAAUUGUGGAGGAAGUACAGGAGGGUGCGGGACAGGUCCUACAGGUUACGCAAGUCGUGGUAGUUCAGGAGGAUGUGGAGGAGGAAGUUCUUCAGGUUGCGGAGGAGGAAGCCACCAACCGUAUCCAUCAGCACCCAGUUCUACUCGGUUAACCAUCGAAUGUUCUAAGGACACAACCACAGGUAUAAUUAACUUAUUCAACCCAAAUAUUUUUAAAAACGCAGGAGGAGGUUGCAGCACAAUAAACAAUUGUUUACCUCAACAACCACAAUCUAAUAGUUAUGCAAAAAGCAGUUCUGGAGGAGGGAGUUAUAGCAGCAACAAUAUAGGGCAACAACAACAACCAACAAGUGGGUGUUCCACUGAUUGUUCUCCUCCUCAGGUUCAACCACCCCAACAACCUCAGCAACAACAGCAACCCCAACAAACCCCUCAACCAUACAAUCCAAUCCCUCCUCUUCCCCCUCAAAAUUAUGUUGCGCCCUCUCUCCCUACAGCAGAGUGUCAAAGUGCAACGCCAAAUGAAUGUAAUAUUCUCCCUCAACCUUCUAUUAAUCCGCAACCUGCUUGGUCUUCGGGUGCUGGGGGUACUUAUGCACAGAAAAACAACGAAGGGGAUAGAGAGCUUUUACAACAAAAUAAAGGAGAGGGCUACUCGGGAAGUGAUGGUGGUGGAUUUGGUCAGGUAAUAGGUCUCUUUGUUGCUUCAAACCUCAAACACUCCCGAUAAACCACAAUUUAAGAUACCUUUUAAAAUUUGGUUAGUCAAUGGGUAGGGGAAGUUGUCUAAGCCAUAACCUCUAUUUAAAGGUUAUUAUCGAGUCCCUAGGAGGGUAGAGAGGUCUGAAAGUCUACCUCUAUCUUUUAGCCAAGGGGGCCAGAUUUUACUAAAUUCCAAAGACUUCCUUCAUCUCUUAAGGGAAACUACGAACAGUCAUCAACAUUUCCACCUCUCACAACAUAUAAACAACCACAACAAUUACCAGAACAACAACCUAUACA
This is a messenger RNA of Meloidogyne enterolobii, 1359 nucleotides long. The record is from the annotation of a GenBank genome assembly. NCBI's taxonomy places the organism in Eukaryota, Metazoa, Nematoda, Chromadorea, Rhabditida, Meloidogynidae.